Molecule: messenger RNA, 1422 nt
Organism: Culex pipiens pallens (northern house mosquito)
Lineage: Eukaryota; Metazoa; Arthropoda; Insecta; Diptera; Culicidae
Product: zinc finger protein 512B-like
Exons: 2
Coding region: 210-647 (145 amino acids)
Source: RefSeq, a predicted model, not a curated record
UCUAAUUGGAAAUUUGGUUUAUACAUUCAUGAACUCGUCUUGAUGCGAUGCGAUGCGUGUGUGAUGAAAUUUGGCCUGAAAAACGCAAAAUCAUAUACUUUAAAAGCGAUGCGCCGUCCAGCUGAUCAACCAGUCAGCUGGAGUUCGCUUCUUAGUUCGGUCGGUUUGUAUACAAAGUAAAACGGGCAGCUCGCAAGGUGUGAUCAAUCAUGAAGGAUUUCAUCAUCCUGUCCGUACUUAUUGCCGUCGUGGCCGGUGCUGCCAUUGACUCGCAGGAAAAAACCGUCGAAAAGCGUGACCUGUUUGACGAGCUGGAAGACUACGCCCAAGAGUCCAAGCCGGUGACCAUCACCAAGAAGGUCCCGGUGCCGUACCCGGUCAAGGUUGAGAAGAAGGUGCCCGUCUACAUCGAAAAGAAGGUCCCGGUGUACAUCACGAAGAAGAUUCCGGUGCCCGUGGACCGACCAGUGCCCGUGCCGGUGAAGGUUCCAGUCAAAAUUCCCGUCGUGCACAAGCAGGUCGUCCGAGUUCCCAAGCCGUACCCGGUCAUUGUGAAGAAGCCGUAUCCGGUGUUUGUGAAGAAGCCCGUUUACGUCGAGAAACCGGUGGAACUGACGCUCCACAUUAAGAAGAAGCAGAAGCAUUAGGGUUUAAGAAGAGAUUUUUGGUUAAUUUAAUAUAUUUGUAGCUCUAAUUUUGUGACUGUGAUUUUGCGAGAGAGCAAUUCCAGCUCAAAUCAGGAUUUUUUCUGGUACUUUUGUACCCGACCCUCUCCGAUUUCAAUGAAACUUUGUAGACAUGUUAUCCUGGGCCUAUAUAAGCCAUUUUUGUGUAUAUGGAGCCAAUAGUACUCGAAAAUAACAUUUGAGAAGGGCGUUAUGUAUUUAAAUAUUUUUGUAUUUUGUAAUUUAAAAAUUACUGUAUCUCGAAGCCGUUGCGUCGUAUCAAAAAGUGGUCAAAGACAAACUUGUAGGAAAUUGGACGGGCUUUCUGAAAAAAUACACUGAAACAAAAAUACACGCCACAUCAAUGAGAUUUUUUGAUUUUUAAGUCUAAAACUUAAAUUUAAAGGUGAUGUCACGAUUUUUUUUCGUUCAAAAUUUUUGAGGAAAUGGCCUAAAAUGUAACCAAAAGACUGACGAAAAAUGCAGGAUGGUAUGUCUCUUCUAAAAAAAUACAAAAAUCAUUUACUAAAAAAGUUUUUUUGAAAAAUGGUCUAAACGUCAAAAUUUUUAAAAACCGGUAGUGGCAAUCGAUUCUCCAGACAAUUUUACAUAAAAGUCUCCAUAUUGACCAUUGUCCUAUGUCCAAUCCUUGGGAAGAUACAGCGGUUUUAAAAAUAAAAAUGUUGAAAAAACGGGUUUUUUGGUGGUUUUUGGCAAUUUCUAUAUGACAGACUUGGUUUUUCAGCCUCGUAAAUAU